AUCACGCGAGAGGAUAACCAUGGCCUGGCCCUUGGACGACUGGCCUCUAUAGUGGAGCAGGUUGCCGAGUGCCAUUUGGAGGGGCGUGAGGUAAUGAUGGUCACCAGUGGAGCCGUGGCCUUUGGCAAACAGAAGCUCGCCCAGGAGCUGCUUAUGUCUCUUUCGAUGCGCGAGACCCUCAAUCCCAAGGACAGCAAAGAGUUCGAUGGCGCCACCCUGGAACCGCGAGCAGCGGCUGCGGUGGGUCAGUCUGGUCUAAUGUCUCUCUACGAUGCGAUGUUCGCCCAAUAUGGCGUCAAGAUAGCCCAGGUGCUGGUGACCAAGCCGGACUUCUACAACGAGGAGACGCGCAACAAUCUCUUCUGCACGCUCUCCGAAUUAAUUAGCCUGAAUAUUGUGCCAAUCAUAAAUACCAACGACGCCGUCUCACCGCCGAUGUUUAUACGUGACGAUGAGCCAGCCGGCGGAGCCAGGAGGGGCAUUCCCAUUAAGGACAACGACAGCCUGUCGGCCAUGCUGGCCGCCGAGGUGCAAGCGGAUCUGCUAAUCCUGAUGUCCGAUGUCGACGGCAUCUACAAUAAGCCGCCCUGGGAGGACGGAGCCAAGCUGAUGCACACCUACACCAGCGAUGAUACCAACACCAUAGAGUUUGGGAAAAAGUCAAAGGUGGGCACCGGUGGCAUGGACUCCAAGGUGAAGGCAGCCACCUGGGCCCUGGACCGUGGCGUCAGCGUGGUUAUCUGCAACGGGAUGCAGGAGAAGGCUAUUAAGACCAUAAUUGGCGGCCGGAAGGUGGGAACCUUCUUCACUGAGUCCACCGAGAGUGCCAACACGGUGCCCGUCGAGGUGAUGGCCGAGAAUGCUCGCACCGGAAGUCGCCAGAUGCAGGCCCUUAGUCCAGCCCAGAGAGCCAGUGCCGUCAACACCCUGGCUGACCUGCUGGUGAGCCGCGAGAAGUUCAUCCUGGAUGCAAACGCCAAGGACUUGGCCGAGGCCCAGAAGAAUGGACUGGCCAAGCCGCUGCUUUCGCGACUCUCACUGAACGCAGCGAAAUUGAAGAACCUGUCCGUGGGCCUCAAGCAAAUCGCCGAGGACAGUCACAAGAAUGUGGGUCGCGUUCUGAGACGUACCCGCCUCGCCGAUCAGCUGGAACUGAAGCAGGUCACCGUCCCAAUUGGCGUCUUGCUGGUCAUCUUUGAAUCCCGCCCAGACUCGCUGCCCCAGGUGGCCGCCCUGGCAAUGGCCUCGGCCAACGGUCUGCUGCUCAAGGGUGGCAAGGAGGCGGCGCACAGCAACAAGGCACUGAUGGAGCUGGUCAAGGAGGCGCUGGCCACCGUGGGAGCCGAGCAUGCCGUGUCUCUGGUAUCCACCCGCGAGGAGAUCAGCGACCUGCUGUCCAUGGAGAACCACAUUGACCUGAUCAUUCCACGAGGCUCCUCGGAGCUGGUGCGCAGCAUCCAGCAGCAGUCCCUCCACAUUCCCGUCCUGGGUCAUGCCGAGGGGGUCUGUCACGUGUAUAUCGAUCGGGAUGCGGAUCUGAAGAAGGCCCUGCACAUUGCCCGUGAUGCCAAGUGCGACUAUCCGGCGGCCUGCAACGCCAUGGAGACACUGCUCAUCCACGAGGACCUCAUGAGUGGCGACAUCUUCAGCGACGUGUGCAACAUGUUGAAGCGGGAGGGCGUCAAGAUCUACGCCGGUCCCCGGCUGAACCAGCAGUUGACAUUUGGUCCGCCGGCGGCCAAGAGCCUGAAGCACGAGUACGGGGCUCUGGAGUGCUGCAUCGAGGUGGUGCCCAGCCUGGACGAGGCCAUUAAUCACAUCCAUACGUUCGGCAGUGGCCACACCGAUGUCAUUGUCACAGAAAACGAUGCCGCGGCAAAGCAAUUCCUGGGCAGCGUGGACAGCGCCUGUGUGUUCCACAAUGCCAGCUCGCGGUUCGCUGAUGGCUUCCGUUUUGGCCUUGGCGCCGAGGUGGGCAUCUCUACGGCCCGGAUCCAUGCCCGCGGACCCGUGGGCGUGGAGGGGCUGCUGACCACCAAGUGGAUACUCAACGGACAGGACCACGCCGCCGCCGACUUCGCCGAGGGCGGGGAGCGAACGUGGCUGCACGAGACCCUGCCGCUGGACUAGAAGUAAUCCGGGGCAUACUUAGUUGUAGGAUCCCAGUGUGUAGAUUGUUUUUCCAUCACCUUCACCGAUGCGUGGAGAGUGCAUUUUGAGCGAAGGGUAAUUAAAUGGGCGGUGCAGGACGGGGAAUCCCCGAUGACAGCUGCCGUCGCGGCCACAUGGGAGAAAUUAAUUUGAGUGAAAAAUAUUUGGCGAGACAACUUGUGUAAUUAAUAAAGUGAGCGGGAGGGAGUGUUUUCGGGGGUAGUUAAGACUGUCAGCCCUUGUCUUGGGCAAAGUUUUCAGCGAAAGUUGCGUUGCGUCGCCUUACAAGACGGGAGAAUGGAAAAUAAAGUAACGCCGAAAGGCGCCGAAAGAACUGCUCUUAAAGUUUCAA
Molecule: messenger RNA, 2503 nt
Organism: Drosophila serrata
Lineage: Eukaryota; Metazoa; Arthropoda; Insecta; Diptera; Drosophilidae
Gene: P5CS
Product: Delta[1]-pyrroline-5-carboxylate synthase
Cellular component (GO): cytoplasm; mitochondrion
Molecular function (GO): glutamate-5-semialdehyde dehydrogenase (NADP+) activity; glutamate 5-kinase activity; ATP binding
Source: RefSeq, a predicted model, not a curated record